Messenger RNA from Moesziomyces antarcticus, 2931 nucleotides. RefSeq lists its product as uncharacterized. Lineage: Eukaryota; Fungi; Basidiomycota; Ustilaginomycetes; Ustilaginales; Ustilaginaceae. The record is from RefSeq and is a predicted model, not a curated record. Bases 1 to 2931 code for a protein of 976 amino acids. Gene Ontology annotation, biological process: regulation of DNA-templated transcription; DNA-templated transcription. The transcript has 3 exons. Gene Ontology annotation, molecular function: zinc ion binding; DNA binding; DNA-binding transcription factor activity, RNA polymerase II-specific.
AUGACGGUGCUAGUCGACGAUCAUCCCACAACCAUCGCACCCUCCUCGCUCGUCCGAGGCAAGGCGUACACAUGGACCGAGCCUGUCGACGAGGCCGCCCAAUGCCUCGUCUCCAUGUCUUCGGCACUGGCAAGCUCGAGUACGGCAACGACCGACGUCCCAUCAUCCGCCUCUUCGCCUCCACGAGCCCCGCGAAGCAAACCGGAUCGGCUUGCGCUCGCUUGUAACACCUGUCGCAAGCGCAAAGUUAGGUGCGACGCCCACCAGCCCAAAUGUCACAAUUGUCUUCGUCGCGGCGACGUCUGCGUCACUUCGGACCCUCGUAAGCCCGGUGUCGCCGUCCCGGUCAGACGAAAGACGACCCGAAGACACACCGGACCGCCGAGUGUCAACGUCGAACGUCUCCUAGCCCGUCAAGCAGAGCAACAAGAUCAAAGAGGCGCCAUCUCGCAAGGGCGGCGCCUCCAUCAGACCGAUCAUGCCUCGUGCCAAGACGUGCUCCACAAGAGCCUUGACGACGAGGAAAGCCAAGAUGGCCGAGACGACGAUUACGAAAACGACGGAUUUGUAGCACCAGAAUACGUUGAAUCUGAUCUCCAAGAUCAUGCCUUCUCCCGCCCGCGCCUCCUUUCGCAUUCCGUGUCGGAAGCCGCCCAGCCACCGAACUUCGCACAGCCCGCUUUGCCGCGGCUUGCAGCUGAUGAAGCACAAUCCCUAAAUCCGGCUUCCGCGCGCAGUCCAGCCUCGGUCGGCUCGAGUGUCAGCCUCGCAGCCGCUUCCAGUCACAAUCGCAGCAGAAACAACGCUAGCAGCAACGGUGGUGAUACAGAACUUCCUUCCUGGGUCACCCGAGCCUACAACGAAAUUUCAGCGCAACAAGCACGCAGGCCCGAUCACGGCCCUUCGGAAGUUCUCACCUCAGAGCAGCAACAGGACCCUACCGUAACGACACCCGACGUUAUAGUCAACUCCGAUGGCUCCACGCACAGACUCAAGGUCGUGGGAGGUAGCAGCCUGCAGUGCCUGAUCAAGUUCACCGACGUGCUCUUGUCGGUCUAUGGCUUCGACGCCACCGCUCCGCUUUUCCGCCACGGAAUGGCACAGAGCGACGAGCUCGAUAUGCCUCUCCUCCCCUCUUUGCCAAAUCUCCCUCCAAAGGCGGUCGUUUCGCUGUGCAUCGACGCCUUUUUCGAUCGGAUCUGGCCGCUGUUCCCUGCCGUUGAUAGAGACGUGGUGCAAGCCGAUGCGGAUGCUUUCCUUGCGCUGCAACAGGAUGCGCUGACAGCAUCUACGGGCGCUCGCAGCCUGCAAAGCAAACUGCCGGCAAAUCGCGUCCCGAAUCUCGUCGUGCUCUACAGCAUCGUAAGCAUUGGCAUGAACGAGACAUCGCCCUCGCAUCCCCUACUGGCCACCUGCGACGUAUCCGCCACCGAGUAUCUCACCGCCAGCUACGCCCUGCAUGCCCACCUCACAGCAUCGCCUUACCAGCCCAGCGUGCAAGCACUGCUGCUUCUCGCCCUCAACCUUCGCGGUUGUGGCAAGGAGGGUCAGUCGUGGUACAUCCUCGGCCUAGCCAUACGACUCGCCAUGUCCAUCGGUCUUCACAAAAGCGUCGAAGCGCCUCAGCAGCAGAGGAUACGGUUGGGAGACUCUGCCAGCCUCCCACGCCGCCUGUGGUGGUCCUGCUUCUCUUUGGAGCGGCUCCUCCAGCUCGAGUGCGGACGUCCCUCAAGUAUCGAUUCAACGCAAGACUAUGGCUCGGUGGAUGCCGACCUUGGCAUUCGGAUGCCGGGCUUCGGACCGUGGCGGCCAUCUGACGAGCAAGACGCCCUCGAAACAGGCUUCGUCGAUGAGGACCUCGGAGAAUGCGAUGGCGACAGACUAGCACACAUCAGCAAUAACGCAGCGCCUGGUCAUAAUGCAGGAAGCGAGCAUGACAGGCUCGCGCUCUUCCCAGCAUGGGUCUCGCUCGCGGCCAUCAUGGGUCAGAUAUCGGAUCGCUUCUACAAUCACCGCUUCGGCCAUGCCAUCGAGCUGCUCAGUGAGACUGCGCGGCUGGCGCGCUGCCUGACGAGAUGGGAGACAGCCUUGCCGGACAAUCUCAAGCCGCAGAGCAUCUCGUUGGGCGCUCCGGUGGGCAACGCGCAAGUCUUGGGUGCCUUCCUGGCGCAGCAAUUCUAUCACGCCAAGAUCGCGGUGCUGCGCAUCGCCAUCCUGUUCCCGCAGCACAGCUUCCAAAACGAAGUCCGGUUACGCGCACGCGAGAUGGCCGGAAUCAGCCAACUGCUCGGGUCAGCAUCUCACUGCCUCAACGCGGCACGGAGCCUGACGACUCUCACCCUUCAGCUCGCCGAUGCAGGCGUUCAUUCGAUCCUGGUGAGCGUCCCACAGACUUUCUUGGCCAGCAUCGUCCUCGCGCUGAGUAUCCUACGCGCUCCGCGCAGCCGGCUCGCUCGCGCCGAUGUCGAACUGCUCACCGAGGCCACAACGUAUGUCGAAGGCUGUUACGAGGGCUGGGGAUACCCACCCGCCUUUCUCUCCAUCCUGUCGCGGCUGAGAGAAGGAACCAUCGCGGUCUCUCGCGGCCAGGUGCCACCCAUCGCGUCGUUGACGUCAUCUCACACCAGCAGCACCGCCAGCAGGACUAGUCCAGGCUUCGAUCGUCAGAAGGCUUCAGGCCAUCCCAGCGUUCCGACCACGAGCGAGGACACCGCAAUUAGGCAGGACGGCGUGCUUGGACAAUUCGAUGCACAUGCGAUGGGACGAGAACACACCCUUUUCUCUGUGCCGUCGGCCAACAUCUAUGGGCUUGGAUCCGUGAGCGGCAAUUCAACCAUGGCCGCUCUCACCGGAGAGACGGGAAUCGAGGCGUUCUCAAGCAUGGAGUUUGAGGAUUUCUGGGACAUGCUCAAAGCAGACAUCUUUAUGUAG